Messenger RNA from Pyrenophora tritici-repentis Pt-1C-BFP, 276 nucleotides. The record is from RefSeq and is a predicted model, not a curated record. Lineage: Eukaryota; Fungi; Ascomycota; Dothideomycetes; Pleosporales; Pleosporaceae.
AUGAAGACACUCGUACUCCUUUCCCUCGCCGCCACGAUCCUCGCCACCGCCCUGCCGGUCCCUGACACCCCCCUAGAAAAUCUCGCCCAGCAACAACCAAAAGGAGGCCUUUCCAAAGAGCCAGGCUACAGCGGAGGUCAGCACACGGGCUGGCCGGGGGGACACCCAUGCCAGCAUGCUGAGCAGUGUGCUACAGGCAAUUGCUGUAACAACGCGAUUGAGGGGUCGGUGAGGAAAUGCAUUGAAAAGUAUGCAACUGGGUGCCCACCAGUUUAA